GACUCGACCGGCGCUGACGUGACGUGCGUCGAACUAUUACGCUAAUAUUUCCACUGUGAAACCUCCAAUGUUAUUUGUUUAUACUCUAUUACACCGUGUAAGCAUCUAUAAGCUUCACGGUUUGGAUUGAAUACUGACAGUGUGGUGUACUGUACGUGUGUCUGUGAGCGUCGACGCCAAAUACUAUUGUGAAACGGGUCGGCCGUGUUCGUUUAUGUGCUGAAUGGUGAUUAAAAGUAAUUUGCUUUUACGGUGUUGAGGGUCGGUCGGCCGAUGCGUAUCGAUCGCACGUUGAGACACAAAGCCGGUGGAUUGUUGUGGCGGCGUGUUGGUGGCUGGUGCAUCGCAAGGUGUCGAGCGGAGCGUUGUGUUGAGGAUUGCCAUCGGGAUGCCAGUGUGUCUAGUGAUGGUGCAUUGAGGUCGUGCUAGUACCUACUGAGUAGUGUUUGUGUCAACUAUAGUGCUAUACAGUGCUGAAUGGAUUGUGUCCCACUUGGAUUGCCAACAAUCUACAAUAGAUCUAGUUGGGAACGGGCUACAAUGGUGUGUGUGUGUGCGGGGCAGCGGGGGGCGGGCGCGGCGAGCCGGCGCGCAUGGCGGCGCCAAUGAGGGAGGGCGCGCCGGCUGGCGGAGCUCGCCCCGCGCCCCACGCGCACCCCGCCAACUUCGAGUACGAUGACAACGAGUGGGACAUCGGCAUCGGCGACCUCAUCAUAGACCUCGAUGCCGACAUAGAGAAGACCGACGAGGCGGGCGGCAUGGCGGCGCGCGCCGAACCGGACGCGCAGCGCACCGCGCUCAAGAUGAAGAUCAAGCGCACCAAGCCUGGCACCAAGAGCUCCGAGGCGAAGCACGAGAUCGUAAAGUCGAACGAAAUGAACGGCGAGAUGAAGCCACAGACGGCGACAGCCGCCACGCCGCCCGCAGCCGCGAAACGCGGUUCAGGCGGGCAUAGGCGCGAUAAAGCGCGAGACAAGCAUCACCACCCCCACCCGCCGCAUGAUGUGAAUGGCGUGCCGCGGGUACCGCCGCCGCCGAACGCGCCGGGUCCGCCCGCGCCGGCGCCGGCGUCGCUCACCCCGGCGGCGAGCCCUCAGCCCGCGCCGAACAAGCAAGAGCCGAGGCCGACGCCGGCGCCCCGCCUAGAGGCCAAGCCCCCGGCGCCGGCGCCGCAACCGCCCGCCGCUCCGCCGCCCGCGUCCGCGCCCGCGCCCGCACCUGCGCCCGCGCCGCCUGCGCACCCGACGCACGCGCCUGCACCCGCUCACAAGAGCGGGUCCGUCCAGUUUAUACCGUGCGGAACAAUUAAAAAGCAGAUGCAAAUAGCGUUUCAAGAAAAACAAGAUGCUGUUAAGUGGAUGCGGACAACGGAUGUGAAAACAGCUGAGAAGCGAGAUCGCCUCAGCCGCAGACAAUACAAGAACAAUAAAGAGAUGAGUCACCAAACUACUUUGUUCCACGGAGCAACAGGCCACAGUAAAUCUGUGUGCAUCCUCCAAGACGAACACGCGUGCCUUAAAAGGAAGGAAGGUGGAAUAAGGAAGAUAUAA
Chilo suppressalis (striped riceborer) is the source of this 1550-nucleotide messenger RNA. NCBI's taxonomy places the organism in Eukaryota, Metazoa, Arthropoda, Insecta, Lepidoptera, Crambidae. The record is from the annotation of a GenBank genome assembly.